UCAGCUAAGCUGCUUUGGUGAAGAAGAUCAGAUCUUACAUUCUCAGAUUCUUUUCCAAGAAAUGAAGUCGCAAUGCAUGACCAUGUUUGAUAUUACUGAAGAACAGGAGGAAAUUCAUCAACAACCUCCCCAACAAGUAAGAUUGCUGCAGUUUGAUGCCUAUAUAUGUAUGGUAUUAUAGAUUCUUUAGCAUUUCAAUUAAUUUUUACUUACCAAAAGAUUUGUGAGAGAUUACAAGAAAUCUGCGCUAUCGAAUGAUCAAGUGUACAUGUAGUUGCCCUCUAGUUUCUUCUCAGUUUGGAUCUCAUCUCAAGCUUAUGUUCCUCUUUCCUCCUCUUUUUUUUUUUUUUUUUUAAUGCAAAGUUGAUGAUUGCUCUUCUAAAUCAAAAUAUAGUUGGCAGAUCAUGUGAUCACGGACAGGGAAGCAAUGAUUCAGCGAAACCAAGGGGGUGUCUUGUUACCUAGAUGCUGUUUCUAGCUACAAGGUGCCUUGUACGAUCCGUGAUCAAUAUGUAAACGCUUAUUCCUCAAAUUUUAUUUCAUUUGGCCCCAUUCAUAAUGAUGAUAAUAGACUACCAGAUAUGCAAAGGCACAAAGAAAUCUUCUUUGCAAGAGUUGCCCCUAAAUCUCAGAAAAGCUUGAGUGAUUUGGUUAAUUAGUUAUUUCGCCAUAUCUUCAAUGCAACAAGUUCGUGAUUCUUACUCAAAGGACAUCCACCUCAAUUACAUGGAACUUGUAGAACAUGAGAGAAAAUGGAAGAAGAUGAUGUGAUGGUUGACAUUGAAGCAUUGAUUCAACGUAGUGAAGAGAUGAUCAUUUGUAGCAGUAUAUAGGAAGCGCUUGCUCGCGCAUACUGGGAUUCAUUCAAAGAUGGAAGACAUGAAGAAGACAGGCUUGAAGAAGAAAGACUUGACCUCUGCUCAGAUGGAAGAUGAUGUGAUGAUUGACAUUGAAACACUGAUUCGAGAUAGUGGAGAUGGUCUUUUGUCACCAGACUGGUGUAUCUCUAGCGUGUGUCAUACGAUGCGUGAUCUAAGACCAGACGCCUACACCCCAAAAUUUGUUUCAAUUGGUCCCUUUCAUUACCGUACGAAUAAGAGGCUGCGAGAUAUGGAAAGGCACAAGCAAGUCUUCUUCAAAAGAUUUACACAAAGAACAAAGACAAGCCUGAAUGAUUUGGUUAGUUUUGUGAAACGUUCAGUGCCGAAAGUGCGUGCUUGUUACUCAGAGAACAUCAACUUCGGUGACAUGGAACUUGUGAAAUUGAUAUUAGUGGAUGCUGCUUUCAUCAUUGAAUUUUUGUACAGGUUCUAUAAGAGAGAGGACAUGUUGAAUGAUGCUAAGCUGUCACAGCUUCCACUUUUGGAAACUAUACCUCUAGAUUUGGUUUUACUUGAAAAUCAAUUACCAUUCUUUGUUCUUGAAGAGCUAUUCAAUAUAGCGUUUCCUCUUGGCCUUCGUGGUAAUCUCCCUUCAUUUCUUGAGCUUGCUUAUGAGUUAUUUUGUCCGAUGUUUGACCUUGAGAAGCCAAAGCAUGAUCCUCAUGAGAGGAUCAAGCAUUUUACAGAUUUGGUAAGGUUUUUGUUCGGACAAAGAGAACCACCAACAUUGAAACCAUUUUCUUCGACUACUGAAGUUCUUUUAUACACUGCAAAGGAGUUGCAAGAAUUUGGAGUAAAGUUCAAGGCCAGUAAAAGCAAGAGCAUCUUAGACAUCAAGUUUUCAAGGGGUGUUCUUGAGCUUCCAUGUUUUGUGGUGAAGGAUCUCGUGACUAAAGCUUUGUUUCUAAAUAUGGUUGCUUUUGAACAGCUCCAUUGUCCUCGUGCCUCUUACAUUACAAACUACAUUAGUGAGUGGAAUUGCCUUAUCAUCACAAAGGAAGAUGUGAACGUUCUCGUUGAUGAGAAUAUAAUCCAUAGCUUCAAACCUGAUACCGAGGUUGUUGCAUUAUUUAGAAUAAUGCAAAAGAAUUCCUUUCAAUCAGUGAUGAUUUCUGAAUAUAUUGAUCUUUUCAAAAGGUUAAAUGGAUUCUGCAAAAAUCCUUUGCGUCAGAAUAAAGCAACUCUGAAACAUGAUUAUUGCAGGACACCAUGGCAAAUCGUGGCCUCUAUUGCUGGAAUCAUACUCCUUGUCCUCACCAUUGUUCAGACCAUAUUUUCUAUCUUCAAGUAGCUAGUUUGGGGUAGAUUUGAAGAAGCUUGUACAUUUUCAAGUGUUGUGUUAUCAAAAUAUGUUAUCAUUCAGUGUACUACUUAUAAAACAUCUACGAAUGAUAGAGUUCUCAAACUCAAAAUUAGACA
Molecule: messenger RNA, 2300 nt
Organism: Prosopis cineraria
Lineage: Eukaryota; Viridiplantae; Streptophyta; Magnoliopsida; Fabales; Fabaceae
Product: UPF0481 protein At3g47200-like
Exons: 4
Coding region: 871-2172 (433 amino acids)
Source: RefSeq, a predicted model, not a curated record